Brassica oleracea var. oleracea is the source of this 2247-nucleotide messenger RNA. Its product is annotated as ETHYLENE INSENSITIVE 3-like 3 protein. Gene Ontology annotation, cellular component: nucleus. Bases 182 to 1933 code for a protein of 583 amino acids. Gene Ontology annotation, molecular function: DNA binding; DNA-binding transcription factor activity. The transcript is spliced from 3 exons. Lineage: Eukaryota; Viridiplantae; Streptophyta; Magnoliopsida; Brassicales; Brassicaceae. The record is from RefSeq and is a predicted model, not a curated record.
ACAAAUAUGGCCUUUGGGUUUUUGCCACAAAACACCUUAGGAUUUGUUGCCCCCUUCCUUCCCAAUUUUGCAGCCAUUUUUUUACUCUUCCACCUGAACAACAGGAGAGACCAAUCAAGAAGAACCCUAACUUUUUCCAAUUUCGAAAGUUUUCAUCUUUUUUUCGAAUACAUUCGCGUAUAUGGGCGGCGGCGAUCUCCCUAUCUCCGUCACAGACAUCAGGAUGGAGAAUGAGCCUGAUGACUUAGCUAGCGAUAAUGUGGCGGAGAUUGAUGUCAGUGACGAAGAGAUUGAUGCCGAAGACCUUGAGAGACGGAUGUGGAAGGAUCGCGUCAGGCUCAAAAGAAUCAAAGAACGAACUAAAAUCGAUUCUUCUCAAACGAAGGAGACGCCUAAGAAAGUCUCUGAACAAGCGCAGAGGAAGAAAAUGUCUAGAGCGCAAGACGGUAUACUCAAGUACAUGUUGAAGCUCAUGGAAGUCUGCAAAGUCCGCGGCUUCGUCUACGGUAUCAUACCCGAGAAGGGGAAGCCUGUGAGCGGCUCCUCUGACAAUAUAAGAGCUUGGUGGAAAGAGAAGGUCAAGUUUGAUAAGAACGGUCCUGCCGCGAUUGCUAAGUAUGAAGAGGAGUGUUUAGCCUUUGGGAAGUCAGAUGGAGAUAGAAACUCUCAGUUUGUUCUGCAAGAUUUGCAAGAUGCUACUUUAGGGUCUUUGUUGUCUUCUUUGAUGCAGCAUUGUAAUCCUCCGCAGAGGAAGUAUCCGUUGGAGAAAGGGACUCCUCCGCCUUGGUGGCCUAGUGGGGAUGAAGAGUGGUGGGUGAAGCUUGGACUGGGUAAAGGCCAGAGUCCUCCUUAUAAGAAGCCGCACGAUCUCAAGAAGAUGUGGAAAGUUGGGGUUUUGACGGCUGUGAUCAAUCAUAUGUCGCCUGAUAUUGCGAAGAUCAAGAGGCAUGUUCGCCAGUCUAAGUGUUUGCAGGACAAGAUGACCGCUAAAGAGAGUGCGAUUUGGUUGGCGGUUUUGAACCAGGAGGAGUCUCUUAUCCCGCAGCCUAGUAGUGAUAAUGGAGCUUCUAAUGUGACCGAGACACACCGGAGAGGUAAUAACGCUGAGAGGAGGAGAAAGACUGUGAUCAAUGGUGACAGUGACUAUGAUGUUGAUGUGACGGAGGAGGCUUCAGGUUCAGUUUCUUCGAAAGACAAUAGAAGAAAACAAACUCAAAAAGAACAACCAGCAGCCACUUCACAGACAGUAAGAGAUCAAGAUAAAUCAGAGAAACACCGGAGAAGGAAAAAACCUAGAAGAACUGUCAAUGGAGAAGAGGAAGAACAGCCAGAAGCUGAACAGAGAAAUGUUCUACCUGAUAUGAAUCAUGUUGAUACUCCUCUGCUAGAAUAUAAUAUCAACGGUACUAAUCACCAAGAGGAAGGUGUUUUAGAACCAAACAUCGCCUUAGAACCAGAGGAGAACAGUCUGGAGUUGGUGAUCCCUGAGUUUAAUAACAACUAUACUUAUCUUCCUCCUGUCAAUGGACAAGCUAUGAUACCUGUAGAGGAAAGGCCAAUGCUUUACGGAACAAACACUAACCAGGAGUUGCAGUUUGGGUCAGGUUAUAACUUUUAUAAUCCCUCUGCAGUGUUUGUGCACAAUCAGGAAGAAGACCUUAUCCAUACACAGAUAGAAAUGAACCCACAAGCACCGCCUCAUAACGGUGGAUUCGAGGCUACAGGAGGAGUACUUCAACCCCAUAAUUUACUUGGGAAUGAAGACAGCGUCACAGGAAGAGAUUUGCCGCCUCAGUUUCAGAGCGAUCAAGAUAAACUCUUGGACAGUAACAUUCUAUCUCCAUUCAGUGACUUGGCGUUUGAUAGCAACACCUUUUACUCUGGGUUUGAUUCCUAUGGUGUUGAUGAUCACUUGUCAUGGUUUGGAGCUUAGUUUCUUAACAUUUUUUGUUGGGAGGUUACAUGGUUCAAAGGAACAUGGCAAUAGUCUGACUCGUACAGUUACAUUCUCUACUGCUGAUCUUAGAUUUGUUAAGAGAAACAAUUGUUUUCCUUAUGAAUAAUUUGGCAGACACUUCUGCUUGAAAGCAGUGAGUGUGUCUUUUGUAAAUUAGCCCUGUGAAUGAUGAUCUUUUUGUCUGUUCAAGUUUCAUCUUCAUAUCUUCAUGUACUAUCUGAGUUUGAAUCUCUCUGUGUUUUUUGAAGGGUAAGUAUGAACUUGAUGAUGAGGUCUUUGACCUUAACCUU